CAGAACAGAGUGAGAGCCACAGACAAUCGGCGUGGCAGGCCAUUUCCUUGUCAAACUUAUUUGAGAAAGCAGAGAAUUCAGGUCUGAAUCAAGAUAAGAGAAGGGAGAAAAAAAGGACAAUGAAGAAGACAUUUCAAUGCGAUGAGUCCAUGAUCAUCACCAUUCCCAUCGGGAGUCUGAGGGACGCCAGAGAGGGGCAACUGAUGCCGGAGAAAUUUCACUGUGUGUACAAAGAUCACUUCAAGGUCUUUGUUGUGAAAGGGAAACCUAAACCUCUUGGGGCAGCCCAGGCCAUCGCUGGUGUGUUCAUUCUCGCACUCGGGUUGAUUUACCAAGAAAGCUUUACCAUGCCCUACACCCUACCAAGUGUUCUGUUUUUGGUCUGUGGUAUGCUGUCCUAUGCAGCUGGACACUUUCCAAACAUGCAAGUGACAAAGCUGUCGUUCUCCCUGAACAUCGUCAGCUUCUUCUGGUCUAUUGCGGCAGUUGUUCUCUGCAGUGUUACUUUUCAUUUUUGGUCUGGCACACACGAUGAGAAUGGGAAUGAAAAUCUCUAUCAAGGCAUCAAGGGACUGAUUUUGACUCUGCUGGGCGUUGAAAUGUUAACAUCCCUCUUCUUGAUCUACUGGUUGAGUCAUGCUGUAUGCAGACAACAUUUCAACACGCUGCCCACCAUACUGCUAAAACAAGGAGAUUAAAAUCAUCAAAAGCCAACAACCAACCGCCUGAUAACAUGGUACUUAUAUAUUCCGUAUUGUAUCAAAAAAUAUAUAAAAGCCUCUUCAGUGUCAUACUGUACAAUGGGAAAUUGCUCAAACCGCAGAUAGCAUGUGAAUGAGCAACUUCUUUGAUAUAGAUCACCUUUAUUUAGUUUGUGUCCAUGCACCUGUUUAUUUUUUUAAAUAAAAGUAGUGGUGUUUUAAACUUCAACAUUUCCUUUGAUUUCUACGUUUUGUAGUUGUUGUGUUUCGACGAGUUGAUAUGAUAUUUUAAAACGUCUGGUUUUGUAAUCUUUUAUUUGCUAUUGUUCUCUUCUUUGUAAGUCACUUUGC
Messenger RNA from Trematomus bernacchii (emerald rockcod), 1052 nucleotides. RefSeq lists its product as uncharacterized. Bases 120 to 698 code for a protein of 192 amino acids. The record is from RefSeq and is a predicted model, not a curated record. The transcript has 7 exons. Gene Ontology annotation, cellular component: membrane. NCBI's taxonomy places the organism in Eukaryota, Metazoa, Chordata, Actinopteri, Perciformes, Nototheniidae.